Molecule: messenger RNA, 804 nt
Organism: Terrapene triunguis (Three-toed box turtle)
Lineage: Eukaryota; Metazoa; Chordata; Testudines; Emydidae
Product: E3 ubiquitin-protein ligase RNF5-like
Exons: 5
Biological process (GO): ubiquitin-dependent protein catabolic process
Cellular component (GO): endoplasmic reticulum
Molecular function (GO): ubiquitin-like protein conjugating enzyme binding; ubiquitin protein ligase activity
Source: RefSeq, a predicted model, not a curated record
UCUCUCCCCCCCAGCUGGCCCUGCCUGCACCAGUGGCUGGAGACCCGCCCCGAGCGCCAGGAGUGCCCUGUCUGCAAAGCCGGCAUCAGCCGCGACCAGGUCAUCCCGCUCUACGGCCGGGGCAGCGCCGGCCAGCAGGACCCCAGAUUGAAGACUCCCCCUCGGCCGCGGGGGCAGCGCCCGGAGCCGGAGAGCCGUGGGGGCCUGCCUCCGCCCUACCACGACGCCGGCUUCCACAUGGCCUUUGGCAUCGGAGCCUUCCCCUUCGGGGUCUUCACCACCGUGCUGCGGGGGCCCGAGGCCAGAGCAGAUGAGGCCGGCGCCCCUCGCCCCUCGGGCUGGCAGGAUUCGCUCUUCCUCUUCCUGGCCAUCUUUUUCUUCUUCUGGCUCCUCAGCGUCUGACCCCAGGGGGCCCUGCCCCCCAACACGGCCCCGGGACACUGCCGGACUCGCCCUGCCCUGCCCCCCAACACGGCCCCGGACACUGCCGGACUCAUGCCCUGCCCCGCCCCACAUGGACGGGGAGGGGGGGUCUCCCCGCCCCCUGUGCGGCUGAGAACGGGGGACUGAUGGCGGGUUUGGGGGUGAUGUGGGCCCCCAAGGGGCUGGGCUGACCCCCCGCUUACACUACACAAUAUAAAUAUCCCCGGUGUGGCGGGUCCCCCAGUCUGCGGCACCCCCUGCGGGCAGGCCCAGGAACUGCAGCUGGACAGGAGCGCAGCCGGGGGGUGCCCCGGGCUAGUGGGGGGGCGGUUUGCAGGGGCUCUCUGGCUAUUGAUAUAAUGGUGGUUGAAUGGAGGUGAA